Molecule: messenger RNA, 1629 nt
Organism: Acomys russatus (golden spiny mouse)
Lineage: Eukaryota; Metazoa; Chordata; Mammalia; Rodentia; Muridae
Gene: Dmc1
Product: DNA meiotic recombinase 1
Exons: 14
Coding region: 137-1159 (340 amino acids)
Biological process (GO): chromosome organization involved in meiotic cell cycle; reciprocal meiotic recombination; DNA strand invasion
Cellular component (GO): nucleus; condensed nuclear chromosome
Molecular function (GO): ATP-dependent DNA damage sensor activity; DNA strand exchange activity; ATP hydrolysis activity
Source: RefSeq, a predicted model, not a curated record
CGCCAAACCCAUAGAUGCUCGAUUCGACGCCUGGCUUGUCGGCCUCGGCGUUCUGGGUCCGAGUUAGAAUUCUGGACUGGACGAGAAAGCCCGAGUAGGAGUCAAUUGAUUAUUUUUCUGCUGCUCUCCUUUCAACAUGAAAGAGGAUCAAGUUGUACAGGAAGAAUCGGGAUUCCAAGAUGAGGAGGAAUCUUUGUUUCAAGACAUUGACCUGUUACAGAAACAUGGAAUUAACAUGGCUGAUAUUAAGAAACUGAAGUCUGUAGGAAUCUGUACCAUUAAAGGAAUACAAAUGACAACAAGAAGAGCCCUCUGCAAUGUUAAAGGGCUCUCAGAAGCCAAAGUGGAAAAGAUUAAAGAAGCAGCCAACAAACUAAUUGAACCAGGAUUCCUAACUGCUUUUGAAUACAGCGAAAAGAGGAGGAUGGUUUUCCAUAUCACUACUGGGAGUCAGGAAUUUGACAAAUUACUAGGUGGUGGCAUUGAAAGUAUGGCAAUUACAGAAGCUUUUGGAGAAUUUCGUACUGGAAAAACUCAGCUGUCUCAUACCCUCUGUGUGACAGCUCAACUUCCAGGAGCAGGCGGCUACUCAGGAGGAAAGAUUAUCUUCAUUGAUACAGAAAAUACUUUCCGUCCAGAUCGCCUUCGUGACAUUGCUGACCGCUUCAACGUAGACCACGAUGCAGUGCUGGACAACGUGCUCUAUGCGCGUGCCUAUACUAGUGAGCAUCAGAUGGAGCUACUUGAUUAUGUAGCAGCCAAGUUUCAUGAAGAAGCUGGCAUUUUCAAACUAUUGAUCAUUGACUCGAUAAUGGCGCUUUUUCGAGUGGAUUUCAGUGGCCGUGGGGAAUUGGCUGAACGCCAGCAAAAAUUGGCCCAGAUGUUGUCACGACUCCAAAAAAUCUCAGAAGAAUAUAAUGUUGCUGUUUUUGUGACCAAUCAAAUGACUGCGGAUCCUGGAGCAACUAUGACCUUCCAGGCAGAUCCCAAAAAACCCAUUGGUGGGCAUAUUCUGGCUCAUGCUUCAACAACAAGAAUAAGCUUGCGAAAGGGAAGAGGAGAACUGAGGAUUGCCAAGAUUUAUGACAGCCCCGAGAUGCCUGAAAAUGAAGCCACCUUCGCAAUAACUGCUGGAGGAAUCGGGGAUGCCAAGGAGUAGGUGGGGAGUUGGUACAGAUUGCUUCUUGCUGCUUAUUAGGAGCUGGAGAAAUGGGAAAGCAGUCUUGAAUUUAGAUCUCAAAAUAAGAGUUUGGGUUUUUUCCCAAACUCUUGGAUGUUAUUAAAGGAAAGUCAGCAAAAGAGAUUUAGAGUUUAUAUUUAUUUCAAAAGUUUCUGCCUGAUAUGUAACCAACUAUAUAUAUAUAUACUGAGUGUUGAUUCAGAAAUAUGCAUAUAAAUUUUUGAAUUACUUGAUAGACACAUAUGCAUAAAUGUCCCUGUCAGAUAUUGGGGAAAGGGCAUCCAAUGCCUUCCUUCUGCCUUUCAAAGUGAGCCACUGAGCACACAGAAAUUCAAAGGAGCUCAGAGAUAUCCCAGUUCCCCCACAGAUUUUUCCAUCACACAUUUUUUUGUGACACGGCACCAAAGACCUAGGGAAGUGGAUGAUGCUCCUCUAGGGGGAGAUGUGUG